Messenger RNA from Terrapene triunguis (Three-toed box turtle), 2129 nucleotides. It is a transcript of the gene DENND11, whose product is annotated as DENN domain containing 11. The record is from RefSeq and is a predicted model, not a curated record. Gene Ontology annotation, cellular component: cytoplasm. Lineage: Eukaryota; Metazoa; Chordata; Testudines; Emydidae. The transcript is spliced from 9 exons. Bases 21 to 1325 code for a protein of 434 amino acids.
GCAGUCGGCGGGCCGAGGCCAUGGGGGAGCCGGCAGACGAGGCGCCGCUGCUCUUCUGGGCCGAGGGCCCCGCGGUCUCCCUGCCGCAGGCCGAGCCGGAGCGGGGCGGCUGGAGCCUGGCCCCGGGGGGCGGCGCGGCGUGGGGCGGCCCCGGGGAGCUGCCGCGGGGGCCGGAGGCGGACCAGAUCGUGGCGGUGUUCGUGGUCACCUUCGAUCCCCGCUCCGGUAACAUGGUGGAAUGGUGUUUGCCCCAAGACAUUGACUUGGAAGGUGUUGAGUUCAAAUCCAUGGCAAGUGGAUCGCACAAAGUCCAGUCGGAUUUCAUUUAUUUCCGGAAAGGGCUCUGCUUCGGCCUGGCCUGCUUUGAAAACAUGCCCGUGGAGAGUGAAUUAGAGCGUGGCGCCCGCAUGAAGUCUGUGGGGAUUCUCUCCCCUUCAUACACCCUGCUCUAUAGAUACAUGCACUUCCUGGAGAACCAGGUCCGACACCAGCUGGAGAUGCCAGGGCAUUACUCCCACCUAGAGGCAUUUUAUGAUGACAAGAAGGGGGUUCUCCCUGCUGGCAAGGGUACCUCCAGCUCUCAGCCACCCGUCCACUGGCUGCCCUCCAUCCACAGAUACAUGUAUCCAGAGAUGAAGAUCACACACCCCGCAGGCUGUAUGUCUCAGUUCAUUAAGUUCUUUGGAGAGCAGAUCUUCAUCCUCUGGAAGUUCGCUCUGCUACGCAAGCGCAUUUUGAUAUUUUCACCACCGCCAGUAGGAGUUGUCUGCUAUAGAGUGUAUUGCUGUUGCUGCCUAGCCAAUGUCUCACUGCCUGGCAUUGGGGGGACCGUUCCAGAGUCCAAGCCUUUCUUCUAUGUGAAUGUGGCAGACAUAGAAAUGCUGGAGACUGAAGUGUCUUAUGUGGCCUGCACGACGGAAAAGAUCUUUGAGGAGAAGCGAGAUCUCUACGAUGUCUAUGUGGAUAACCAGAAUGUGAAGACGCACCAUGAGCACCUGCAGCCACUCCUGAAGAUUAACAGUGCCGACAAGGAAAAAUACCGGCGGCUCAAUGACCAGAGGCAGAUGUUGAUGUACUCUCAGGAGGUGGAGGACGACUGCAGCUCCUGUGAAGAGGAUCUCUUUAUCUUGUUUUUCAUGGAGCAGAACAAUCGGAUAUUUCAGACACUGAUGGAGGUGUCAGCCAGCCAGGACAAGACCUUGACAGCUGACCAUGCCCGGGGCAUGGGCCUGGACCCACAAGGUGACCGAAGCUUCCUAAUGGACCUGCUGGAAGUGUAUGGCAUUGAUGUCAUGCUAGUCAUUGAUAACCCCUGCUGCACUUAAACUGAGGACAAGAGAGACAGGGAGCAGCGAUGGCUUUUUAAAGACUAUGGAACAUUGCUUAGGAGCAUCACUGGAACUCACCACACCGUCACUGGAAGGAUCUCAUUUAUUUAAUAACUUUAUACAGAAAAGUAUUUAUAAUUUUAAACAAAAUGUGAUUUUAUUUUCCUUUCUUCAGGAUUGACUGCUCAAGGUUUGGUUUGGUUUUUUCCUGAUAUCCAUAGGAGCAAUGGCACCUUUUCACCAACCCUCACCGUUGACAUUGGCAGCUGUUUUUGGCCUAGUCUGGACUUCUGAGGGGCUGGAGAUUUCAGGGAAAGCACCUUCUCUCAUGGGGACCAAUGUGAAAUCAUGCAUAUUUGAGCCUUCAGGAGUUGACUGUGGAGAAUGUCCCCUCCAACUGGGUAUUGUACAGUGCUCCCCAAUCUUUUCAGCAUCCUCCACCCUACCGUGUCUCUCACUGGGGACAGUUGAUUAUGCAGGUUAGACUCUGUACACCCCACUCGCCCACCCUUUCAGCAGUUGAGUUGGAGUCCAACCACCAUUCCCAUCUCUGGCAAAAGAAAAUGGUUAAGACUAGACACGCUACAGGAUCAUGUGAUCGCUUUGCAUUAUGGGAUGCUAGAAGAUGUUACGUUCUCAUUUCCAGCAUUUGAAAGGUGGAGUGAUCUAGAGCCUACCCUCCCCAUUUCAUGCCUGGAGCGCAGGAGAAUGGAGAAACUCUUCACCUCCUGGUGUCUCCUAAACUCCCCCUUUAUUUAUUAUUUGCAUGGAUCCUGCUUUGAUUAAAGAUUUUUAAAACAG